This is a messenger RNA of Entelurus aequoreus (snake pipefish), 1702 nucleotides long. RefSeq names its product glycoprotein-N-acetylgalactosamine 3-beta-galactosyltransferase 1-like. Bases 296 to 1207 code for a protein of 303 amino acids. Gene Ontology annotation, molecular function: N-acetylgalactosaminide beta-1,3-galactosyltransferase activity. The transcript is spliced from 4 exons. The record is from RefSeq and is a predicted model, not a curated record. Gene Ontology annotation, cellular component: membrane. NCBI's taxonomy places the organism in Eukaryota, Metazoa, Chordata, Actinopteri, Syngnathiformes, Syngnathidae.
GACGCGCUGAAAAUAAGACAACCGGGAGCGCCUCUUUUAGCGAGUGGUUGCCUAGCAACCCCAAGCCAUACGGAAGUCGAGCUGCGGGGGUUGAGGGAAAAUAUUCAUCCGAAUAAGUGUGCAGUUUGACGGGCUGACACCUCCAAGUCACCUCGGGUCGGCGCAAGGUGCUCGGGGAGGUGUGUCCCUCAGGAAGAUCUCCUGCUUGAAGAAGCUUGGCGGCACAGACUGGACACAGGUGUGUGACACAGCAGGUUUUGUGUCAGGUCCUGCAUGCUGAUGUUCUACAGGUGAGAUGUCACCUGUCUCCUUCAUGGCUGGACUGUUGGUGGGCUUUUUGUCCCUACGAUAUUUUCUCAUCACUGAAGACAUGCCCGCCUGGCAAAGACACCAUCCUGGAAACAACAAAGGUGUCAACCUGACUUCCAGUUCUUCCCCUCCAGCCCGGAUCCUGUGCUGGAUCAUGACGGGGCCCAAAUACAUGGAGUCCAGGACCAAGCACGUGAAGGCCACGUGGGCGGGCCGCUGUGACGCCGUCUUGUACAUGAGUUCCGAGGACUCGGACUUCCCCACCGUCAAGCUGAACGUGAGCGAGGGCAGGGAGAACUUGUACUGGAAGACCAUCCGAGCCUUUCAGUACAUCCACCUGCACCACCUGGACCAGGCCGACUGGUUCCUCAAGGCCGACGACGACACCUACGUGCUGGUGGACAACCUUCGCCACAUGUUGUCCCGCCUCCCCAGCCGGGAGCCGCUCUACCUGGGAAGGAGGUUCCGCCCCUUCGUCAGUCAAGGCUACAUGAGCGGCGGGGCGGCGUACGUCCUCAGCAAGGAAGCUCUGAGGAGGUUCAUCCGAGGCUUCAGCACGGGAACGUGCACGCACUCGUCUGCCAUCGAGGACCUGGCCCUGGGGCGGUGCAUGCAGACCAUGGAGGUGCAAGCCCUGGACACCAGAGACGCACUCGGGAGACAAACCUUCCACGCCUUCCCUCCGGAGAAAUACCUCCUCCCACACUUCCAACGACACCCGCCUGGCCAUCUGCUGUAUGAGUACUACCCCACCGUUCAAGGUCCUGGUUGCUGCUCAGACUUCCCCGUGUCCUUUCACUACAUUUAUGACGUCCACAUGUACACUUUGGAGUACCUGACGUACCAGCUGAGGCCAUACGGAUAUAGAUACAGGUGCAAUAGUACAACAUGCCACUAAUGAUCCAGGACUUUUUAUCAGCUGUCAAAAGAAUCAACUUGAAUAGGGGGAAUAACUUUGUUCCACUUUAUUGUACUCUGUUGUACUUUAUUGUAUUUUGUUCUCUGUUGUGUCGUAUUUGGUUGUACUUGAUUAUACUCAAAUGUUCUUGAUUAUACUUGAAUGCACUUGAUUGUACUUUGAUACUUGCAAUCAAAACUUCAUUGUGGCCUUCGUAACACUAACUAACACGACCGCGAAGAACGUAAACCACUCCCACAAUCCUUUGGGAUUCCUUCUAUAUUCCAGAAUCUGCUUUGAAUAUCACAAAAUCAUCUUAUCAUGUGAACCUCCACCAUGUUGGUAGCUCUUAUUUGAUUCUUGGUCAAAACAAAUUGAAUAAAAAUCGUUUACAAAAGUGUUUUUUUGUUUUGUUAAUAUUAGUGGACGUAGCCUGUGGAAGAACCAACUCAUCGCUAGCUGUCAUAACAACAGCUGCUAGUCUGAGUUUUGAAC